GUGAUCCCUUCAAAGAUGACCCUUUUGGGAAAAUUGAUCCCUUCGGUGGUGAUCCCUUCAAAGGCUCAGAUCCUUUUGCAGCUGACUGUUUUUUCAAACAAUCCUCCACUGAUCCUUUUGUGACUGCUGGUACUGAUCCAUUUAGCACUGCAGACAACAGUAAUAAUAUCACAACAGAGAUAUCGAAGAAGAAUGACCCUUUUGCUCCUGGUGGAACAACUGUUACUACAUCAAAUGAUCUAGCUACAGACCCCUUUGCCUCUCUGUUUGGAAAUGAAUCCUUUGGAAGUGGCUUUGCUGACUUCAGCACGCUGUCAAAGGCCAACAAUGAGGAUCCCUUUAGCUUUUCCACAUCAGGUUCUGUCAACAACGUGAUCAUAACUAAAAACUUAUUUGAGGAACCACCAGCUAAAAAUGAGGAUGUUCCUCCUGCAUUGCCCCCUAAAACAGGAACUCCCACAAGGCCCUGUCCACCACCACCUGGGAAAAGACCUAUCAAUCAAAUAGACUCUUCAGAUUCCUUUAAACCGAGCGAUCCAUUUCAGCCUUUCCCCACCCCAGACAUUCCCAAAGAACAAGAAGCAGAUCUAUUCUGUGAUCCAUUUGCUCCCACCAGCAUCAGUAAAGAGGCUGACCCCAACAAUUUUGCAAACUUCAGUACUUAUUCUACUGAGGAAGACAUGAUUGAAUGGGCUAAGAGGGAAAGUGAGAGAGAAGAGAAAGAAAGAUUGGCAAGACUAAAACAGCAAGAGCAAGAAGACUUGGAACUGGCUAUUGCACUCAGUAAAUCUGAAAUAUCAGAAGCAUGAAGUUUAGAAUAAGAUUUUGUCUUAUGUCAACUGUUUUGUCCCUUUCCUGAAUACCUAACCUAUUUAAAUGUUAAUCAGAAAAUACAUAUAUACAAGAAACUAUGAAAGGUUUUAAAUUUCUGAAAGUGGUGUGAAUGUUUUUGCUAAAUCCAAUCCUUUUGGUUAUUGUUUUGAAUAACUGUUAAGUUUAGCAUUCAAUUUCUCUCAAGUUUUCAGAAGAAGAAAGUACUUUUCCCAGCUGUAAGCAAAUCAGUUUAAAAUGCAGUUAGUGAGAUUGUAGUUUGACUGUAAUCUGUCAGCAGUUGGUAAUUGAGCAUAAAGUGAACAUUGCAAUUAUUCUGUCAUGGCUGACUGUCUCCCAUCAACCAGUUAGUCAUUUGAAACCUUUUAUCCUUCUGAAAAGAUUUUAGUAAUGCCAGAGUUGUGGAGUGCUUUAUUUUAUAUGUAUGCAUAUAGAUUUUUCUCUUCAUUGAAGAUUCUACUUUUGG
Molecule: messenger RNA, 1297 nt
Organism: Fulmarus glacialis (Northern fulmar)
Lineage: Eukaryota; Metazoa; Chordata; Aves; Procellariiformes; Procellariidae
Product: epidermal growth factor receptor substrate 15-like
Exons: 7
Source: RefSeq, a predicted model, not a curated record